This is a messenger RNA of Carlito syrichta (Philippine tarsier), 6814 nucleotides long. It is a transcript of the gene FNDC3B, whose product is annotated as fibronectin type III domain containing 3B. The transcript has 25 exons. The record is from RefSeq and is a predicted model, not a curated record. Gene Ontology annotation, molecular function: protein binding. The coding region runs from base 33 to 3644 and encodes 1203 amino acids. Lineage: Eukaryota; Metazoa; Chordata; Mammalia; Primates; Tarsiidae.
GCAGGAAGCCAGUUGAGGGAAGUUCUCCAUGAAUGUACGUCACAAUGAUGAUGACCGACCAAAUCCCUCUGGAGCUGCCACCAUUGCUGAAUGGAGAGGUAGCCAUGAUGCCUCACUUGGUGAACGGAGAUGCAGCUCAGCAGGUUAUUAUUGUUCAAGUUAAUCCAGGUGAGACUUUUACAAUAAGAGCAGAGGAUGGAACACUGCAGUGCAUUCAAGGACCUGCUGAAGUUCCCAUGGUGUCACCCAACGGAUCCAUUCCUCCCAUCCAUGUGCCUCCAGGCUAUAUCUCACAGGUGAUUGAAGAGAGUGCCGGAGUCCGCCGGGUGGUGGUCACGCCCCAGUCUCCGGAGUGUUAUCCCCCAAGCUACCCCUCAGCCAUGUCUCCCACCCAUCAUCUCGCCCCCUACCUGACUCACCACCCCCAUUUUAUUCAUAACUCGCACACGGCUUACUACCCACCCGUUACUGGGCCCGGAGACAUGCCGCCUCAGUUUUUUCCUCAGCAUCAUCUUCCCCCCACAAUCUAUGGUGAGCAAGAAAUCAUACCACUCUAUGGAAUGUCAAGUUACAUAACCCGAGAAGACCAGUACAGCAAGCCUCCACACAAGAAACUGAAAGACCGCCAGAUUGAUCGCCAGAACCGCCUCAACAGCCCUCCUUCUAUCUACAAAAGCAACUGCACAACUGUGUACAAUGGCUACAGCAAGGGCCACAGUGGCGGGAGUGGCGGAGGGGGCAGCGGCGGUGGGCCAGGAAUUAAGAAGACAGAGCGGCGAGCAAGAAGCAGCCCAAAGUCGAACGAUCCGGAUUCGCAAGAGUAUGAGUUGGAAGUAAAGAGGGUGCAAGACAUUCUUUCGGGAAUAGAGAAACCACAGGUUUCUAAUAUUCAGGCCAGAACAGUUGUGUUGUCCUGGGCUCCCCCUCUUGGUGUUUCGUGUGGACCCCACAGUGGUCUUUCCCUCCCCUACAGUUACGAGGUUGCCUUAUCAGACAAAGGACGAGAUGGAAAAUACAAGAUAAUUUACAGUGGAGAAGAAUUAGAAUGUAACCUGAAAGAUCUUAGACCAGCAACCGACUAUCACGUGAGGGUGUAUGCCAUGUACAAUUCGGUAAAGGGAUCCUGCUCUGAGCCAGUGAGCUUCACCACCCACAGCUGUGCGCCUGAGUGUCCUUUCCCGCCUAAGCUGGCACACAGGAGCAAAAGUUCACUAACCCUGCAGUGGAAGGCACCAAUUGACAAUGGUUCAAAAAUCACCAACUACCUUUUAGAAUGGGAUGAGGGAAAAAGAAACAGUGGUUUCAGACAAUGCUUCUUCGGGAGCCAGAAGCACUGCAAGUUGACAAAGCUUUGUCCGGCAAUGGGAUACACAUUCAGGCUGGCCGCUCGGAAUGACAUCGGCACCAGUGGUUAUAGCCAGGAGGUGGUGUGCUACACCUUAGGAAACAUCCCUCAGAUGCCCUCUGCACCAAGACUGGUUCGAGCUGGCAUCACAUGGGUCACGUUGCAGUGGAAUAAACCAGAAGGUUGUUCACCUGAGGAGGUGAUUACCUACACUUUGGAAAUUCAGGAGGAUGAAAACGAUAACCUUUUCCACCCAAAAUACACUGGAGAGGACUUAACCUGUACUGUGAAAAAUCUCAGAAGAAGCACACAGUAUAAAUUCAGGCUGACUGCUUCUAACAUGGAAGGGAAGAGCUGUCCAAGUGAAGUUUUGGUUUGUACGACGAGCCCUGACAGGCCUGGACCUCCUACCAGACCUCUCAUUAAAGGACCAGUUACAUCUCAUGGCUUUAGUGUCAAAUGGGAUCCUCCAAAGGACAAUGGUGGUUCAGAAAUCCUGAAAUACUUGCUGGAGAUAACUGAUGGAAACUCUGAAGCAAAUCAGUGGGAAGUAGCAUACAGUGGAUCGGCGACAGAGUACACCUUCACCCACUUGAAACCAGGCACUUUGUACAAACUCCGAGCAUGCUGCAUCAGUACUGGUGGACACAGCCAGUGUUCUGAAAGUCUCCCCGUUCGCACACUAAGCAUUGCACCAGGUCAGUGCCGACCACCGAGGGUUUUGGGUAGACCAAAGCACAAAGAAGUCCACUUAGAGUGGGAUGUCCCUGCAUCUGAAAGUGGCUGUGAGGUCUCAGAGUACAGCGUGGAGAUGACCGAGCCCAAGGAUGUGGCCUCAGAAGUAUACCACGGGCCGGAGCUGGAGUGCACUGUCGGCAACCUGCUCCCUGGAACCAUGUAUCGUUUCAGGGUGAGGGCUCUGAACGAUGGAGGGUACGGCCCCUAUUCUGAUGUCUCAGAAAUCACCACGGCAGCAGGGCCUCCUGGACAAUGCAGGGCACCUAGUAUUUCCUUCACGCCCGACGGGUGUGUGCUGGUGAGUUGGGAGAGUCCUGAGAGCUCUGGUGCCGACAUCUCAGAGUACAGGUUGGAAUGGGGAGAGGACGAAGAAUCCUUAGAGCUUGUUUACCAUGGCACAGACACCUGUUUUGAAAUAAGAGAUCUGUUGCCUGCUGCACAGUACUGCUGUAGACUACAGGCCUUCAAUCAAGCAGGAGCAGGACCACACAGUGAGCUUGUCCUUUGCCAGACACCAGCGUCUGUCCCUGACCCCGUCCCCACUCUCUGUGUCCUGGAGGAGGAACCUCCCAGUGCCUAUCCUAACUCACCUUCCGUGUGCCUUGUGCUGAGCUGGGAAGAGCCAUGCAACAACGGAUCUGAAAUCCUUGCUUAUCACAUUGAGUUUGGAGACGCUAGCAUUACCGUGGGCAACACCACCACCCACAUUAUGAGAGAUCUCCUUCCAGAAACCACCUACCGGAUCAGAAUUCAGGCUGUCAAUGAAAUUGGAGCCGGGCCAUUCAGUCAGUUCAUUAAAGCAAGAACUCGGCCAUUACCACCCUCGCCGCCCAGGCUGGAGUGUGCCGCGGCUGGCCCUCAGAGCCUGAAGCUCAAAUGGGGAGACAGUAACGCCAAGACACACACUGCUGACGACGUGGUGUAUACACUACAGCUGGAGGACAGAAACAAGAGGUUUAUUUCAAUCUACAGAGGAUCCAGCCACACCUACAAGGUCCAGAGACUGAUGGAAUUCACAUGCUACUCCUUCAGAAUCCAGGCAGCCAGUGAGGCUGGGGAAGGGCCCGUCUCAGAAACUUACACCUUCAGCACAACCAAAAGUGUCCCUCCCACCCUCAAAGCACCUCGAGUAACACAGUUAGAGGGAAAUUCGUGUGAAAUUUUGUGGGAGACGGUACCACCAAUGAAAGGCGACCCUGUUCACUACAUUCUGCAGGUUUUGGUUGGCAGAGAAUCCGAGUACAAGCAGGUGUACAAGGGAGAAGAAGCCACAUUCCAGAUCUCAGGCCUCCAGACCAACACGGACUACAGAUUCCGCGUGUGUGCGUGUCGCCGCUGUCUAGACCCCUCUCAGGAGCUCAGCGGAGCCUUCAGUCCCUCUGCGGCCUUCGCGUUGCAGCGGAGCGAGGUCAUGCUUGCCGGGGACGUGGGGAGCUUGGACGACCCCAAGGUGAAGAGCAUGAUGCCCACUGACGAACAGUUCGCAGCCCUCAUCGUGCUCGGCUUCGCAACCCUGUCUAUUUUGUUUGCCUUCAUAUUACAGUACUUCUUAAUGAAGUAAGCAGGCCCGACAGAACUAGAGGUAUGACUUUAAUGUUACACAUUUUAAUACACACAUUUAUUCAGAUACUCCCCCUUUUAAGCCCUUUUGUUCUUUGAUUUAUAUACUCUUGUUUUACAGAUUUAGCUAGGAAAAAAAUGUCCGUGUUUUGGUGCACCUUUUUGAAAUGCAAAACUAGGAAGAGGUUAAACUGGAUUUUUUUUAAUAAAAGAAGAAGAAGAAAAGCAAACCAGAUACCAAAAGCUCACUUUCUUACGUUUUCUUUUAAAUUUUCAGACUUGCCUUUGCUCUGUUCUCACUGAUGUCUUUCACAAGCCUUAUGGGUUUUUUGUUACCAUUUAGUAAUUUAUAUUCACCAGUCACUUCUUCUGUCUUGAUCAUCUGUAUCCAUAAACACGAAUCACAGUGUGUGUGGUUGCAGGGCGAGGAGUUCCGCGCUGUCCGAGGGUCACCAUGCAGCAACGACGCGCAAAAGAUGUGUUCCCACAGAUGAGACUGCCCUAAACAACCGUGCUGUCACUCAGUUAACUUAAUGUGUUUAGCUCAUUUAAAGCAAAAUGUACUUUAAUGUCAGUGUUUUCAGAACCUGUAUUUCUUAUUAUUUUAACACUAUGAGCUGCCUGUAUAAGCAAUAACCAAAACGCACCUAUAAGUUAUAGAGCAUUGUAGAUUUUGCCACGUCAAUUCAUAGCAGUAACCUUAAGGGCAUUGUGCAAUAGUUAGUUGUUUUCUUGUUCAGCUGUUGUCAAAGCUGCUUUAACUUGUUUGUCUUUGUAUAUAACUACUUCUGAUCUAAUCACUAGAGUUAUUAUAUUCUGUUAUGCGUGACCAGAAUUAUAUGGCAAGGACUGGGGAUAGUAUAGUGCCUCUGCCCAUUGUCCAAGACUUACACUAAUUGUGAGCAGUCUUCUUACGCGUCAGCUCAUUAUUUGUGAAAGAUUUGCCUUUAGGCUUUUCUUCGAGGUAUCAAUGAAGUGAUUGAAUUUCCAUACCAUCAUUCAGUACACACAAUACUAAUGUAACAGCAGAUGAAAACUGAUAAAACCUUAAAGAGAGACAUCGAAAUGUGUAGUUCCUAUUUCUGUUGGUUUGCCUGGCCACUGUGGGAGAGGGAAUGGGAUUUGGCAAAAAGCACAGGGUGUUCGGGGGUCAAGGAACCUAGAUUCUCUCCCUGGAUCUCUCACUAAUUUGCUGCGUGACCUGAACAUGUCACUUUACCUCUCUGUGCCUCAGUUUUCCCAUGCGUGAAAAAUAAAAUAAAUUAAAUGGGGAUUCUAAUGUUUGUAAGUGCUUUGAGAUCUUUGAUCAACAGGUGCUAUUGGAGUGCAAAGUGUUACUCUUGCAUGUUAAUUUUGAGUCAUGAGAUAAGCAAUUUUAACCCAAAGUCAUUGGAUUAUUUAUAUGAAGUCCAUAAUGUUCGAGUACCUCAGGGACAUUUAAGAGUUGGAGGUGCAAAUAUAUUCCAAAAGGGUGCAACAGACACAGUGUAUCCCCCCUGCUUCUGUUUUUGUAUAUUUUUGCUACUUGGUUUUCUUGAUUAUAUUUUGUCUUGAUCUGUGUUGUCUAAGAUGCAGUAUCCUAUACUAGCUUAUAAUAUUCCCAUACCAAAGUCAUGGGGAAACCAACAUUAUUUUGUUUUUGGUUUAUUUAUACUAUAUUCUGCAUACAGUACUUUAAAUGCCAAUUACAGUGCAAUCUUUAUUUAUUGUAAAAAUUUUUAAAUGUACUUAUGUACUAAUUUUCCCUUGUAGCAUGUUAUUUUUUUUUGUUUUGUUUUAUACUUUUGUAAUUUUAGGUCAGUCUUGUUCCUUGGCAACAUCUGUAGUAUUAAUCUUCUGACAUUUUCUUGUGUUUUUAAAAAGUUAAGACCAUCUAGUGCAUUAAAUGCCAAAAAUAUCCAUUAUCAGUGAUUGAAACGUUUACAUGUACCCGAAAACCAUAAUCAUCUCUUGAAAGAAAGCGCUAAGAUCAGUGACUUAUUCUGUGUGCCUAUAUUGACGUAGUAAGUACUAGAGAGUUCUGUAUUUUAUUAUUGACUAUAAUAACUAGUUUAAUUAGCCUCGCAAACUGAUGGCAUCAAGGUAAAUAUAUUUUCGCCAAAGUUCUGGCCUUUGAAAGCUCACCCCUCUCUUGACACUAUGACAUUUCACCUGCAUUUCCUGAGACAACCUCAUGCAGGUGUUUUGGGGAAAAGGUAUUUUUUUAAGCAAUGAAAAUUCAACUGAGUACACAACCCUCUUUUCAGGGGGGUAGAAGUCUCUUUUUUGAAAUACUUCAGAACUGCUGCUAUAAAGAAAUUUUCUGAAUUGGUUGAAUUUUUUAAAAUAAUAUAUAGUACUUUAGGCCAAAAUUUCUAUGAGUAUUGAUCUUUCUGAGAUUUUCAUACUAUCUGUUUGACCACCAGGAAGCUGAAGUGUGUGAAAUACAAGCUGCCAGCACUUUAUUUUAUUGCUCUCCAUUAUUUGAUACUCAUUGUAAUCCCUUCAGACAGAAAAUGACUCUCUAUGGCACUGUCUUCUAUCACAAAUAUGUAUAUGUGAUAUCGAUAUAUACUAUAUAUACAACCAUUACACACGAACAGUAAAAUAAAGUGUUCUGUUCACCUGAUCUCUUUGGCUUUCUGCUCUGUGUAAGAGUGAGUGAGUGGCUUUUUGAUACUCUGACUCUUUUCUGUAUGACAAACAUCCCUGGCACAAGAAAUUCUUUGUGGGAAGCAAACUGCCCUGUGUCCUCAAAGAAAUUGUUUAAAAAAGCUUUUUUAAAAUAUUUUUUUCAUAUUAUCUGCCUUGUUUCUUAUCAACUUGAAAUGUUGGCAUUUUCUAACCUUGUUUUGUUGGCUACAGUAAUUCAGUAUUCAUGUCAAAAUUGAGAAGCGCCCUAAUUGAAUGUGUUUGAAUGUCAUCCUUGCACAAUCUUUAAAUUGAAAGACAAAAUGUUUUACCUCACUGUUGGACAUACAUUCCAAGCUUUUCAACUUUAAGAGAGAAAAAGAUCAUGUUUUCCUGUAUUGUAAAUUUUAGACUAUUUCAUAUACAUUGUAUUAAAACUGCCAUAUCAAUUUUAAUGUAUAGAUUUUGCAAAUACUAUGCUAUAUGUAAUACCUAACUGUAUCUGUAGUGUAUAUGUAAUAUAUUUAUGCCCAAUAAAUGUUUUAAUUCUUUCUGACUUAA